GGAUUUACGCUUUCCUACCGUGUUACUCUGAGCGAACCGGCUAAAUGACGACAAGGCCAGUGGUUUGUGUGACUAGUAUUGUUCCCGGACUCUCUGUCGUAGUUCGUCAGUUGCUUCCGGCGGUAGAGGUCCUAGACGCAGCUCCCGACAGAGAUGGUAAAGCUCAAAUACCUGUCAACACGGAGGUGCUAUUUGGUGACACCCCAAGCAUAAUUUCCUUCAUUAAUGAGGGACAGGGAAGCCUUAAAUGGGCCCAAAGCACAUGGGCAGGGGUUGAAAGCCUUUUUGAAGCAUUCCCAAAGCAACCGGAAGGGAUAACGAUCACGCGAAUGGGGGACGGAUUCGGCCGACUGAUGGCAGAAUAUGUAGUGGGGCAUGUUUUGGCGAGGGAACUAUCGAUCUUAAAUUUACACCAACAACAGCAACAGAAACUGUGGGAAAAAAGCUCUGUGAAAGACAGGCGCAUGCUCACGUCCCUCACUAUUGGUGUUCUGGGAGCUGGCUCAAUAAGCACGGAAAUUGCACAGUUAUGUAAAGCAGUUGGAAUGACAGUCUGGGGACUAAGUCGAUCUAAGAAGGAGAAUUCUACAUUUGAUUGCCUUGUAACACUGCCUGACCUGACGAGUUUUUUGGAAGGUUGUGAUUACAUUUGUAAUGUUCUUCCCAGUACAUCAGAAACCAAGGAUAUGUUUUCCGGAGAUGUGCUGAAAUGCUGCAAAUCCAAGAGUCCUGUUUUCAUUAACGUGGGACGAGGAAGCAUCAUCAAUGAAGAUUCACUCUUUUGUGCUCUAGAAAAUGGAUGGUUGCGUGGUGCUGUAUUAGAUGUGUUCAAUGCGGAGCCACUUCCACCGGAAAGCCGUCUCUGGUCCCAUCCAGCCGUCACAGUAACGCCCCAUGUGUCUGGUCCCAGUUUAGCUGAAAAUAUAGCCAAGGUGUUUGUUUCUAACUACGAGAAAUACACCCAAAGAAAGACGCUAGAUUAUGUUGUGGACUGGGGAAAAGGCUAUUGAUCUUAACAUAGAAAUGUCUGAACACUUAACAAUGCUUAUACAAAUAGUAAAUCAUACAAUCACUUAAA
This is a messenger RNA of Ostrea edulis (European flat oyster), 1078 nucleotides long. Its product is annotated as glyoxylate/hydroxypyruvate reductase A-like. The record is from RefSeq and is a predicted model, not a curated record. Bases 45 to 1010 code for a protein of 321 amino acids. Gene Ontology annotation, molecular function: NAD binding. The transcript is spliced from 10 exons. NCBI's taxonomy places the organism in Eukaryota, Metazoa, Mollusca, Bivalvia, Ostreida, Ostreidae.